Amorphotheca resinae ATCC 22711 is the source of this 658-nucleotide messenger RNA. RefSeq lists its product as hypothetical. Gene Ontology annotation, biological process: translation. Gene Ontology annotation, molecular function: RNA binding; structural constituent of ribosome. The transcript has 4 exons. NCBI's taxonomy places the organism in Eukaryota, Fungi, Ascomycota, Leotiomycetes, Helotiales, Amorphothecaceae. Gene Ontology annotation, cellular component: ribosome; cytosolic large ribosomal subunit. The record is from RefSeq and is a predicted model, not a curated record. Bases 35 to 658 code for a protein of 207 amino acids.
CUUCCCACGACAACCACCGACAACCGCAGCAACAAUGGGUAUGUUGCCCACAUCCUCGCCUUCGUGUGCAAGUGGAGAUCUUGCUGACGAUGAGGUGCUCACUAUAGGUAUCGAUCUCAACGCCCACCACGUUCGGAGCACCCACCGAAAGGCUCCCAAGAGCGACAAUGUCUACGUCAAGUUGCUCGUGAAGCUGUACCGCUUCUUGGCCCGCCGAACCGACUCUGCGUUCAACAAGGUCGUUCUCCGCCGCCUCUUCAUGUCCCGUAUCAACAGACCGCCUGUCUCCAUCUCCCGAAUUGUUGCCAACACAUCCGAGAAGUCAAACAACAAGACUGUCGUGGUUAUUGGCACUGUCACUGAUGACAACCGCCUCCUGAAGGUUCCCAAGCUCAGUGUUGCCGCUCUCCGAUUCACGGCUACUGCUCGUGCCCGCAUUGAAGCUGCUGGAGGAGAGGUCUUGACUCUGGACCAGUUGGCUCUCCGAGCUCCUACUGGAAGCAACACCCUGCUUCUCAGAGGCCCCAAGAACGCCAGAGAGGCUGUCAAGCACUUCGGCUUCGGACCACACAAGCACAAGAAACCCUACGUUGAGUCCAAGGGACGGAAGUUCGAGAAGGCACGUGGACGUAGACGCUCCAGAGGUUUCAAGGUCUAA